GUGGUUAUCACGUUCGCCUCACACGCGAAAGGUCCCCGGUUCGAAACCGGGCGGAAACAAGACGCUUCUUUUCCUCCCCGUUCUUUUGGACGCGCUUGUCACGCCCUCCGAAAUUACAGUCCCCUCCUCUCCUUCCCCGCUGUCCCGGGGGCCGUGCUGCGGCUCUCCAGCCCGGGCCCGCAGCCGGGGGUGGCCGCCACACGUCUCGCGAGGGGACCGCGGGCCUGGGGCGCCCGCAGCCCCGGAAGCGCAUCCUCGCCUCCCCGCGGCCUUCCUGUUCGCGCCGUGCCCGCCGCACAGCUCGUCUCGGGCCCGGGGUCCGCGCGCCCCCGGACGGCGCCGGCGACUCGAGUCUCUGGAGAGUCAGCCGCCCCGACUCCUGAGAAGAUUCUUCAAGGAGCCGUUUCCCCAGCAGCGUGAGGCCCGCGGAGGCGCCCUCGGGACUGGCCGCUGCCACCAUGCCCAAGAGGAAGGCCAAAGGCGACGCCAAAGGGGACAAGGCCAAGGUCAAGGAGGAGCCGCAGCGGAGGUCGGCGCGGUUGUCGGCCAAGCCCGCGCCCCCGAAGGCAGAGCCCCGGCCCAAGAAGACCCCCGCCAAGAAGGGGGAGAAACCGGCCAAGGGGAGGAAGGGCAAGGCCGAGGCGGCCAAGGAGGGGAACAACCCCGCCAAGGGCCGCGACGCCGCCGCCGCGUCGCAGAGAGCCGAGGGCGCCGGCGACGCCAAGUGAGGGGACCGCGGGCGCGCCCGCUGUGGGACUCGGCCGUGCGAGGGGCUUUUCUUUUCCAAUCAGUUUUCUAAAAAUGUAGGGGUCUCGGUUGGUUUGUUUUCCUGUUUCCCUCUUUAAGUUAUGUUGCUAGCACACAGCACACUUCGUCGUUGUCCUUUGUGGGAAGGGCCAGUGCCACUAGGAGAAGGGCCCAGAAGCCGGGUCGCAACGGGCCGGAGUUUGUGUGGCUUUGCUAGAUGCGACCGUCCGGCGGACACCCCCGUCCCCCACGGGGGCGCAAGGCCCCCACCUGGGUGCAGGAGACACGUCCCGUCCUCUCGGCCGGCAGCGUAGACGAUGCCAAGACCCAGAGCCCUGCAGUGGCCUUGGCACCCCCCGGCCUUGGCUCCGUCUGGCCCAGCGCCCGGGCCCGCCGGGGGGUCCGCAGAGGGGGCUGCUGGCCAGAGUGUCCCGGGCACCGUCGGGCAGCGGACGCUGCGGUUGUCACGGCCUCGGCUCCAGCUCAGAGUGGACCUGAGCAAAGCAGUUUGAGGCCGGGCACGGGCCGCCCCGUCGGAAAACGCCUGCGUUUCCGCAGUAGCAGAGACUGUGGCUCCGGCAGGGGAGGGAGUCUGGAAGGUGUGAACUGUCGGGGUUCGUCGCGUCGCCCGUGUCCUGUGGGAAUUCAGUGCUUUUGAAAAGGAGCUUCGUUAAGCUGGUUACAAGGCGGUUUGGCAAUGGGAGCAGAGGCCUUAUUUUCUGCCCAAAGUUCUAAAGAUAUUCUUUAUUGCAUUGUAAAAGUUUUAUAGUUUUGCUUAUCACAUUUGUGGAAAAUGUGAGCUAGACGUUCAAUAUAUAUUUUUUUUCUGUAUGGGUUAAUGGUUGUUCAGCACUGUUUGCUGAAAAGUUCCUUCCACCUACUAAUCCCUAACACUGAUUUAUAAAUUGGGCCGGUGGGGGUUGCUC
This is a messenger RNA of Sorex araneus (European shrew), 1673 nucleotides long. RefSeq names its product high mobility group nucleosome-binding domain-containing protein 4-like. The record is from RefSeq and is a predicted model, not a curated record. Gene Ontology annotation, biological process: chromatin organization. Gene Ontology annotation, cellular component: nucleus; chromatin. Gene Ontology annotation, molecular function: nucleosomal DNA binding. NCBI's taxonomy places the organism in Eukaryota, Metazoa, Chordata, Mammalia, Eulipotyphla, Soricidae. The transcript has 3 exons. Bases 459 to 728 code for a protein of 89 amino acids.